This is a messenger RNA of Pseudogymnoascus verrucosus, 2234 nucleotides long. RefSeq lists its product as uncharacterized. The transcript has 5 exons. The coding region runs from base 234 to 1730 and encodes 498 amino acids. Gene Ontology annotation, molecular function: DNA-binding transcription factor activity. NCBI's taxonomy places the organism in Eukaryota, Fungi, Ascomycota, Leotiomycetes, Thelebolales, Thelebolaceae. The record is from RefSeq and is a predicted model, not a curated record. Gene Ontology annotation, biological process: regulation of DNA-templated transcription.
CUCCAUGGGCUCGCUUCCCCACAGGCCUUCCCCCAUUUCCCCAUUUCCCCACAGAAAGCCCAGAAUCCAGUUCCCUUAGCCCUGAAGCGGCCCAAGACGUCUUGAACCUUUAGUUUCCCCGCACGACUUUCCCUCGAUAUAUUCUCUUUGUAACCUCUAGAUUCAUCGAUCGUGAAUAGAAACAAGACCAGAGGUUGUUCGUAAUCGAAAAUAGCAGCUGAAUUAUAACAAACAUGAGCGACAUUUCGUCUCCGGCCGUGACCGCCAGGCCGGCAAAACGACAGCGGGCUGACGCGGAUCUCCGGAGCCAGCGAAAGCGGGAGGCAGACAGGAAGGCCCAAAGAAACUCUCGUGAGAGGCAGAGGUCACACACGGAUCAUCUCGAGAACAUGAUCACGAUUCUCCGCAAGGAGAAUGGGAAUGCGGCUACGAGCGAGCUGAUGGAGAUGGUGUGGCAGCUCCGGUCUGAGAACGAGCGUCUCCGGAAGAUUAUCAAUAGUGCAAAGUCGGCCUUGAGCGUGAUGUCGUGCGAGCCAACUCCAUUACCAAACCCUCAACAUGUUGAUUUGACCAGUGCCCCGAGGCCACCUCCAGGUAAGGGCCCACAGGUUGCUGUAGUCGAAGGCGCUCCCAACAAGAACCCAGGAGCUUCUCAGCCAAGUGCACUGCCUGCAAAGCGUAGCAUAGAUGAUGUCAUGCCGACUGCUUCAAAUAGCCUCGUUCCACGUGGGGAACAAGCUCGAAAAAGACGCCAGACCGUUGCUGAUAUAACGGCCGAGAGUAAUUGCGGGAGCGUCCUUAAUUUCACUGAAUCCUGGAUGGACAAGAAGGCAAUAGUUAGGACCGACAAAGCCCAUGCCGAUCUUACUCCCUGGGCUUGGCUGAGCCCGAUUGCAUCCAUGAUGCCACCACCAGCUCGCCCCCCGACACAGGGCAUGCAAUGCCAAAUCUGGGAGAAAUCGAACAAAAUCUACUCUCAAAUAUCGACAGUCGCCGCCGCUUCUGCUUCUGCUGCACUACGCUUAAGUCCUAUGGACUACGCGAAUUUGAUAUUUAAGGCCGUGAUUAACGGUUGGGCUUCCUUGGACACCUGGGAACGUAGUAAUCCUAUUAUGAAAGCACUGUCAGACAUCGAUCAGGUAUUCUCAGAACUUGAUCAGGUAAGCAGGGCUGCGUUUCUGUACAAAAGCCACAUGCUCCUCAAGUAUCACAUGGAUCCCGAGAAGGGCAACUGGGACGAGAUGCCUGAAUGGCAGCGACCAUCAUUUACACAGCGUACCAAGCAACACCCUAUUGCCGUUGAUUUCUUCGUGUGGCCCGCCCUACGCGAUCGCCUUAUUGAUAGCAACCACAACUACUUUGCUACGGGCGACUUCUCGGCCUAUUUCCGUCGGCAUUACAAGUUCAGUUGGCCCUUCUCUUUCGAAGAUACCUAUGUCUACGAUGGUGCGUCAAAUACUUAUCAAAUGAGCCCAAUAUUUGCAAGGUACCACCGCGACCUCAAAUAUUGGGGCGUCGAAAGACCUUUCCUCGAGAAAUUCCCGGAACUGGCAGGAGAUAUCACGUUAAUUGAUACCGAAAUGAAUAUAUUCCACCCGCAGCCUCUUCAGUCGAUGGGUUACAUCGAAAGCCCCCCUGAGGAUGCAACCACGCCAGACAUAUUGUUUUCUGCAGGCUUCACGGAUGGGGAGAUUGCGGAGCUCUUCGAUAAUUUCCCUCAAGUUGGAUAGACCGGUGAUAGCACCAGCGGAAAUGCCUAUCGACGUUCUUUGUCAAGGGCAACAAUUCAAUGGCGACAAGAAUUAUGUUAUCAUAUGGUUAGUGGCGGACCGACGACAGCAACAGACAUCUGCUCUGCUUCGAUGUCGGCCAUACAAAGUUACGCCCAUAUCACUCCAAGGGAGCCGGAAGGUCCUGUGGGAUGCGGACUUUCUCUACCGAAGGGUUCGGUGCCGAGAUGGUUUUACGACUCAUGAGGAAGUCUUUAGGAUAUCUCUACCUGAGGGAAUAUUCCAUGGUUUGAAAUAGCAAUCGCUGUACAGUAUCUUCGAGUUUCAACUGCACGAUUUUCGUCCCCAUGAAGGUAUGAUAAGGGUUGUUCAUAUCAGUAGCAAAUUGACUAUGUUUACCUUGACUACUGGCCGCUCUGAAUAUUGGGGGGAGGGGGGUAAUUUGGAGUUGUGUGCCCAAAUGGGUAAUCACGUGAGCUAAUUGAGGGGAAACGCAUUCGGGGG